Molecule: messenger RNA, 12926 nt
Organism: Podarcis lilfordi (Lilford's wall lizard)
Lineage: Eukaryota; Metazoa; Chordata; Lepidosauria; Squamata; Lacertidae
Source: the annotation of a GenBank genome assembly
CAUGGAGCGAGUUCUAGGCACAGUCCUGCUUCUGGCUUCUAUAGGUAAGAGAGUUGUUGCUGGCACAGGUGCAGGUACCUGUGCUUAUGGGCAGUGAGCUAACCAUUCAUAUGUCAUUCCUAUAUGGGUGAAGCUUAAGGUGUUUUGUUUUUAUGUUGCAAGAAGUGCUGCUUGACUGAUUGCCAUACAAUGUUAAUUUAAUUUGGCAGGGCAUCAUGACUUCCUAACAAAAUUACUUUCUUUUAUUUGAAUGGGUUCCCAUCCUUUCCAAAGUGAUGUAUGAUCUUAAAAAAAAUAUGCACAGCUUUCAAUACAUCUCUUGUAUUGGCAUAAAAAAAGUCACAAAUCUGUAUAAAAUGUGCAUGUGCAUAGAUAGAUAGAUAGAUAGACAGAUAGAGUCUUUGGCAAUCACUCGUAGCCGAAUAAGAUUGUCUUCCAUAAACAUGGUUUUAACAAUGAGUCUGUAAGUGACUGUGGAGACCAAUUCUGGAAUCACACGUCUUUCCACAGUGGGGACAUUGGUUUCCGGGCGGGAGUUGAUCACGGUGUGGAUUUGCCAAGCCUUCCUCUAAACACAUUUCUCCCUUGCAUAUAAAUGUGUGUGUGUAUGUGUGCAAAUGUAGUGGAGAAGAUUUUGAGCAGGUGAUCUGUAUGCCUGCUGAGUCUGUUGUCCAGAUGCUGAGGUUGAGCAACUUCAAAGUAUCCUCCCUUGCUGGGGUUGAUGAUGAAUGAACUUUAUUACGGUCACCGACCAGGAUAAAACAACAACAACAACAACAACAACAACAACAACAACAACAACAUAUAAAAAUAGCAGGAUUUUUUUUUUUACACUGAUAAAUGUUGGAGCAAAUAAGGACAAAGGAACAAGUAUGGGGUUCUUUAUAUUGAAACCACACUUAGAUGAAGAGCAAACUGUGAACCUCUGCAUGUUGCUGGAUGGUUUCACAACUAUCAGCAAGAGAAGAUGUGAGUUGUAGUUUAGGGAGUCAGAGAAUUCCAUCAGAAAUGAAAAUAGAAAAGCUGCUGCAUUUCACAUAGUUGCCAGAGAUCUGGAACAGAAACCAUGCAAAUAGGGGUGGUAUUUGCUAUCUUUAUAUUAGUCUGCAAAAUGUUACAGAAGCAACUACAUUAUUUCCUGCAUUGUUUUUGUCAUUUUCCUUCCAUUGAAAUGUAUUGAAAUUGAUUACAUAAUUAAUGAUACAACUAUGUUAGCCUCAACUAUAGUAGACAGAUUAACAGUUUCAGAGGAAGCCAAACUACAGUAGUACCUUGGUACUCAAACGUCUUAGUUCCCAAACGCCGAAAACCCAGAAAUAAGUGUUCCGGUUUUCAAACGUUUUUCAGAAGCUGAAUGUCCGAUGCUGCUGUCGGCUACUGUUUCUAGGGCACCUGCACCAAUCAGAAGCUGCACCUUGGUUUUCAAACAUUUCAGAAGUAAAAUGGACUUUCGGAACGGCGCUUUUGUUUUUCCUAUUUAUUUUGCAUUUUUGUUUUUGAGGCUUUUUCAGUUGAUUUGUUUUUGUGACUGUGUGGAACCCAGUUCAGCUACUGACUGACUGACUGAUUGAUUGAUUGUGUGACUGCAGAAAUUGAUAAAAGCCCCCCAUCCAAACAAUGACUAUCAUCACUGCAGAUAAAGGGAAAAAAUAAUUUUAAUUUUUAUAGUCUACGAUACUGUCUUAUUUAUUUCAUAGUACAGUACAUUGAUUAUUGCUUUCAUUUUAGGGAUCAAUGGUCUCGUUAGAUUGUGAAAUCCAUGUUGAAUUGCUGUUUUAGGGGUUGUUUUUAAAAGUCUGGAACAGAUUAAUCCGUUUUGCAUUACUUUCUAUGGGAAAGCGCACCUUGGUUUUGGAACGCUUUGGUUUUGGAACGGACUUCCAGAAUGGAUUAAGUUUUAUAACCAAUGUACCACUGUACAGCAGAAUGGAAACAAUGCUGAUUCUCAGGAACAAAGGAAGCCCGUGAAGGCAUAAACUUGUCUCCACUGGAAAGCACUGUUUUAUAAGGUCUGCCUGUGAAGGCUGAAUGACAGUGAUGUCUGUUUCAUGUGGGCAGGUCAUCCCUUGGUGCUACAGUCACCAGGGGACGAGAUGCAUUUGCAAACUUGCUCAGAUGGAUUCAAGCUCCUUCUUUGGUGAGCCUCCAAAGGGAAGAUGUUCCAGAACUGGAGAUUGCCUCUCUACAAAUCCUUGCAAGGAUGCAGACUUUCAGUUACCAAGUUAGGGAUCAGGAAAUGAUGGAAGCUGGCAGGAAGAAAGUAAGCCAUUGGGAUCUACUGCUUGGAGUGGAGCUCUAGGACCAGGGAGACCUGGGCUCAAAUCUCUGCUUACCAUGAAGCUCACCAGAUGGUCCCAAGCCACUCAUUCUAACUCACCUGUUGUGAAGAUGAACUGGGGUAAACCCCAGCACAUGUGCUGCCCUGAGCACCUUGGAGGAAGAGUGAACUAAACAUGUGUUAAAUAAACUUGAAAUAAGAAGCCAGUUCAGAAGCUGGAGAUCCAAGGGAAUAGCAGCCAACGCCUUGGGAUCCAUCUCAGAACAGUCCUGAAAAGGUCUGUUUAUGUUAGACUAUGGUACAAAAAGUCACUGCCGGAAUCAUGUAUUACAUGCUUACCGCUUUAUUAUUAUACUUCAUGAAGUGGAUUAAAGCAAAUAAAAGCUUUUGCCAAGAUAAAUUUGUGAAUCUUUAGGUUUGUGAGUCACAAGACUAUUGUUUUUGCUACACUGGAUAGGUAAUAGAGCCUAAUAAUAAUAAUAAUAAUUCUUGUGUUUCAAAUAUAUAUCUCAAUGCAAUGUACAAAAUAUUAUAAAAACAACAACAAAAUGUAAAGAAAACACAAAAGUAACAAGAUGAGUACCAAUCAAGGAGGAAUGACACUUUAAGUUGUUGGAAUAUGCGGAGCUGGCAGGUCUGAUCAAUAAGAGAACAAGAAGGUAGACUUCCGGGUUGGCGCCAUCGCCGAAUGGCGGACUCCCUUCGAGCUCCGGAGGGAGUCUGCUCGGCAGGGGCUGGGUCCUACCGCGCCGGCGACGCGGGGACCCUUAAAAACCACGGGCACGGAGUCCGUGGACAUGGGUGACUCGGCUUGCACCAUUAGCGCCCUCCCGACUCGUGAAGGAGCCUUUUAAAGGCUUCGGAUCGGGUGCCGGGGAGCGGCGUGGUGCUUUGAGUCUUCUGCUUUCCUGCCGAGCGCAGCCGCAUGCCAUUCGACGGAGAGCGCUGACUUCUUCCAUUGAAAAUUUGGACUAUUAACAACAACCCGUGAGUAAUUGGGAAACCGGGUUCAAAAUUUCGGAUUUGGCACGAGCGGGGCGAUUUAAAAGGAAGUCAAUCCCCCUACUGUAAGCAUUCCAAAACAAGGACUGGGUAACCAAGGUCCAAAGGGAAGUAUAUUCUUGAUAAAAACCAUUAAUUUCACGAUGGGAAAUUAUAAGAACUGUGCUGGAGGAGAAGAGUGGAGGGUGAGAAGAAAAAUGCAACCCCCCCCCCCCGGGAACCGGGGCGAUUCGUGGAGCUUGGUGAAGAGAGACGGAGACUUUGACAGCUGUCAAAGUGGCUGUCAAAGUUGGAGAAUAUAAAGAGGACUUUGUUAUGAGGACUUUGCCGGUUAAUUUUGCUACAAUUUGCUACAAUAUGGAUAUAAACUGUUGGAAAAUAAGCAACAAUUUGACUUUUGGAUUAGAGGAUACAAAGUUAUUACAAUCCCCUCUAGGGGUUUCGGGAUAUUACAAGAACGGUCGUAAGUGGAAAAAUACUCUGGGAUUCGCACAGGACUUGUUAUCUUUUGGGAAAGCUGCAAAACUGAAAUAGUAUUUUGUCUACAGAGGUAUUUACAUUAAAGGAGACAAUAGAAUUUUCUAUUGAAGAAAGGAAGGGACUGGACGUAAGUUUGUUCCUGAAUAACAAACCUCUGCAGAGAUAUCAGAUUUCUGAAUUAGAAAGUUUUAGCAGCUGAACAGGACAAGAAACCUGAGAAAGUGAGGAAAAGAAGAACAAAGGACUGAUUACGACACGGAAAGAACAAUGGGAGGAGUGGUAAAGAUCAAGGAAAUUAAAGGCCUUUGUUAGAUUGGACACUUGAAGUUACAUAUUAUUAAUAAAUUAAAAGAAAACCGGCAAGAUGGAAUCGGGAGAAAUUUGGUCAGGAACUGAGCCAUCCAAGCUGAUAAUGCACAGACUGAUGGAUAUGGGGAAGCCAACCCGGGGAAGGGGGGGGGACCCUUGAAAUCCAAAGGCUGUGUAACCAUGGUUUGAAUUUUUCUAUAUCUUUUAUUUUUAUUUUUACAUAACUUACGCAUGUCAUUUUAUUUUGAUUGGACGUGUUUAAAAAAGGGAAUUCGUGGAAGGAACUGGGGUGGAUCUUGGGGAAAAUCUGUUUUCUUGUUAAUGAUGUGGGACGGUGGUAAGAUUUGUACAAUUCAAUUUGGAUAGUGGGUUAAACAAAUUAAGCUUCAAAUUGGGAGUGAGAGCUUGUAGAACUAAAUUAAGGAAAGGGAAUACAGUCGGGGGGGGGGGAGUCCCAGAAAGUAGGCAAUGAAAGUAAGGUUUUUAAAUAUCUUUUUUUUCUUUUUCUUUUUUUCUUUGUAUUUUUAUAUUUUUGGAAACUUUAAUAAAUAUGAUUUAAAAAAAAAAAAAAAGAGAACAAGAAGGUAAAGGAUACAAAAAGGACUGGAAAAUUUUUGUAAUUUAAAAAAUCUAUAUAAACUCGUGAACAGAUUAGCAGGACUUGAAUAAAUUCAGCAGUAUAAGAGGAAGUAGAACAUAAUUAGUAAGAAGAGUAGAAACUCAUAGCUGCCAACGUUUCCCUUUUUUUAAGGGAAAUUCCCUUAUUCCAAAUAGGAUUCCUCGCAAGAAAAGGGAAAAGUUGACAGCUAUGGUAGAACUUGGUAACUUAGAAUACAUGGAAGAGAAGGAAAAUAAUGGAUACCAGAGAAGGAGAGGAAGAGAAGUCCUUAGGUGUUUUGUGUGGUGUCUUUGGUUUGUUGUGGUUUUGUUUUCAAUUUUUAUUCAUUUAUUUUCUACUUAUUCUUUUUGAACUGUAUGCGAAAACACAAAUAAAAAUUAAUUUCAAAAACAAACCAACCAGGAUAUGGAUUUUAAAAUCCUAUAUUGGACAAUAAAACAGUUAUGUUAGACUAAAAUAACUACGUAUCUGUUUGACCCUGAUCAAAACAUUUUACAAGGGACUUUAAGAGGGAGGAAGAAAUGAGCAAGCCAGUAGGACUGAAAAAUCGCUCUCUGAACAGAAGGAUACACGUAGGGUUCUACUUUUAGUUUCAGUCAAGCCUGGCAAAUGCAAGAGCCUUUAAUGUACCUUGCACACAGCACAUUCAUGUAGAUGUUGUAGCCUGAGUGAAAGCACACCAUGCUGAGGAACCAUAAAAGUACAGGACAUUCACACCCACACUCAAGCCUUCAUCUUAUUCCAGUAAUCAUUAUUAUCUGCAGGAUCCCAUCAGCACGGGGGUGGGUACUUUACCUGCAUUUCUGGGAAACAGCUUCCCAUCUAAUGAAGCACACUCUUAUUGGAAGCCUCCCGUGUCAGCAAAUGUGUAAUAUAUGAUGGUAUUUGUGUCACAGUGUCAGCACAGACCGGCGAGCGUAUUAUCGGAGGAUCCGAAUGUUGGCCGCACUCUCAGCCCUGGCAAGUAUUUGUCUUCGACAGUCAACUCACUCGAUGUGGUGGAGCCUUGAUCGAUGAGCACUGGGUGCUUACAGCUGGACACUGUCUGCGAAGGCAAGUUUGUGGGGUCAUAGGGAGGAAGCGGUGGGUGAGAGGAAGGGUAAUGUCUCCAGAGUAGGGGAGUGGGUGGUGCUGUGGUCUAAACCACUGAGCCUCUUGGGCUUGCCAAUCGGAAAGUCGCUGGUUCAAAUCCAUGCAACGGUGGUGAGCUCCCAUUGCUCUGUCCCAUCUCCUGCCAACCUAGCAGUUCAAAAGCACACCAGUGCAAGUAGAUAAAUAGGUACCAUUGUGGUGGGAAGGUAAAUGGCAUUUCCGUGUGCUCUGGUUUCCGUCACGGUGUCCCGUUGCACCAGAAGCAGUUUAGUCAUGCUGGCCACAUGACUUGGAAAGCUGUCCAUGAACAAAUGCCGGUUCCCUCGGCCUGAAAAGUGAGAUGAGCACUGCAACCCCAUAGUCGCCUUUGACUGGACUUAACCGUCCAGGGGUCCUUUACCUUUACCCUUUUUUUAACCUUUAAUCUCUCCAGACAUUUACAAAACAAUCUAGAAUGGAUCGCUUUUUUAAUUGCCUGAGAUUCUGCUGCUGCACUGGGUGAAGAAGUCCCUGCCCAGAGGCAGUCAGCCAGCAGAGAGCUGGUCCUCAGCAGCCAUUUCUUUUUUUUUUAAAUGAUAUUUAUUGAAAAUUUUUUAGAAUUACAAAAAAAAAACAAAGCAGAAAAAGAAAAAAGAGAAAACAAUGAAAAAACACACCACAUCAAACAAUACAAAUUCAAAAAAAAAAAAAUACACCACAAACAGACAAAAACAAAACCAUCAUACUCAAAUCCUCAACUUUCAUUACCUUCUUUCUUUGACCUCCUCCUCCUCCCUUUUUUUGUAUCCUGGUUAUUAAUUAUUGCAGCAAAUCCUUUCCAUAUUUCAUAAUAUUCUGUCAUUACAUACCUUAAUCUAUUUUCAUCUUAUCUUAUAGAAAACCUUAAAACUUAAAGCUUAAAUCUUAUUUUUACCAACUUCUCAUAACCAUAAUAUUCUUACCUAAUUCUUUAAACAUUUUUACUAGAGCCAAGUAAUUUCGUUCCAACAUUUUUCUAACAUUCAUCAAUUUUAUAAAACAAUCCUAGUAAUAAAAGAGAAAUAAAAACAGUCCAAUCUUCAUCCAGCGUCCCUUCCUCCUGGUCCCGGGUUUUGUCAGUCCUUUUUAUCCCAUUGAUCUAGCGCAUUAACCUGGUAACCUUAUAUCCGAGGCCCUUAAGUCUCUUCCAUGUCCCUUCCGCAGCUCUUCUUCAUAUUCUCCUUUCACUCGUGGGAACUCCAGCUUGGUAAUGUUUUUGACCCUUUUCAACAAAUCAGCCCCUUUUCCAUAGUCCAGAUUAAACUCCAUGUGGUAUUUAAAAACAUGUUUCAGAAUCCCUCCAAAAUUAAGAGCCCCCACAGCCCCAAACAUCUCACGGCCCAUUGCCAGACUUGGAAAGUCCAAACAUCCCUGCAUAGGGGGGUCUAUCCAACCCCCCAUUUCCAAACCAGUCCAAACAUUAUCUUUCCAAAUCUGGCUUUUUCCAAGUUCAUUUGUCAAAUCCAAAAGCUCAUGUUCCUGCAGGGCCACAGCUCCCUCCAUCUCUGGCGCCCAAGAUUCAGCAACAUCCUCUUCUCUCAUCUGUUCUGUCAGGGCACACUCCUGUUUUAAUUCCUGGGUGGGCUCCAUAUAGUUUCCCACUGCCUGUUCAAAAAUUCUGACCGCAUUAGUCAUCAAAUCCGUCUUCUCAUUUAACUGUUCCAGUAGGGCAUUUGUUUUACAGAGAGCACACAACAGAGCUUCUGAAUACAUUGUCCUACAAGGUCAAAAGUCUAUUCCCACGAUUGUAAUCUGUAACAGCUGCAAGCUCCUGGAAUUGGUUACAGUUUCACAGUCUCCCUCUAGGGGGAAAACUUCUAUUUGUUCUUUCUUUUAAGGACAAAUCUAGCAACAAAGUUUCCUUUUUCAGAUAUUUUGUCAAUAUUUGUUCCUUUAAAAUGCGAAAGGGAACAGUGGAAUCACUAUGUUUCUCUUCCUUUAGCUAUCUGUCAAAAACGUUUGUCUCUGGUCAAUGAGCUUCAAACGUCAGUCCUGACACCCCGCUCCAGGAUCAGGACGGUGGAAAGUUACUUUACUUUAAACUCACUUCUGCAGGUUUAAACAGUCCGAGAAAGAUCCCCCUUCUUCUCCUGCUUCCGAAGGGGGGUUCAACAAUUUUAAAUGAUGAAAGUUAAUCUUUUAGAAGCGAUUUUCUGAGCUCUAGUUUACCUUGUCUUUGCUUUAUUCUGUCUACAAAGAAACGGAAGGCUGACUUCCUGUUUAGACCUUCCCGUUUCAGUGCCAAAUUGAAGUAAAUUUUUAAGUCCAAUUCCUUUCUGCUCGCAAGUCCUUAUUUAAAGUCCAAUUGUCCAAAAUUUAAGUACUCACGGGUGAUUAUUUUAGAAGCCAAAUUGUCCCAGGAAAAAGGCAGCGCUCUCCGGCAACGGCUAUGCGGCUUCGCUCCACGGAAAAAGCAGUUGACUCUCAGCACCAUGCCACUUCCCCCUCUUCGCUUCGGAGCCCAUUAGUGGGUUCCUUUGCGGGUUGGGGGGGCGCUAAGGGUGCCCGCCGAGUCCCAUGGUCACAGGCUUCAUCCGCCUGUGAUUUUUGAAAGGGUCCCCGCUUCGCCGUAGCGGAAAAGACCCGUUUCGUGCGGAGCUAGUCCCUCCAGAUCAGAGGGAGUCCGCCAUUGCCGAUGGCGCCACCCCGGAAGUUCAGCAGCCAUUUCUUACAUUUUGAAUUCUUUACGAGUUUAUAUGCAGGUGGUGCUGUGGGUUAAACCACAGAGCCUAGGACUUGCUGAUCAGAAGGUUGGCAGUUCGAAUCCCUGUGACAGGGUGAGCUCCCGUUGCUCGGUCCCUGCUCCUGCCCACCUAGCAGUUUGAAACCAAGUCAAAGUGCAAGUAGAUAAUUAGGUACCGCUCCGGCGGGAAGGUAAACGGCAUUUCCGUGUGCUGCUCUGGUUUGCCAGAAGCGGCUUAGUCAUGCUGGCCACAUGACCCGGAAGCUGUACGCCAGCUCCCUCGGCCAGUAAAAUGAGAUGAGCGCCGCAACCCCAGAGUCGGCCACGACUGGACCUCAUGGUCAGGGGUCCCUUUACCUUUACUGAAUUGUAUUAAUCAUUUGUUGAAUUUGUUUUUGCCUUCGUUAUAUGUUUUGGAUGUGAUUAUACCGACUGAAAUGUUCUACUCAUUUUCAGUACCAUAGCUAUUAUUGAGACUUGCUUUGAGCUCAGCAUUGUUGCUGGAAAAGCGGGAUAUAAGAACUAUUAAAUCAUAUCAAAUCUGGGCCACAAACCCUGUCCUAGUCAAGCAAAGAACCAAGGCCAAGAAUAGCAUGGAAAUGGUUUGGUAUAAAAAGGGCUGUGCCAUACAAUAGUUCUGAACACCUCUGUGUCUUCGCUAUUGUCUCCCUUGCAGAAAUCUCAUGGUUCAUCUUGGGGAGCAUGAUUUGUAUAAGCAAGAUGUUGGGGAACAGUCUUCCAAAGCAAUCAGAGCCAUCCGCCACCCUAAGUUUGAACUCCGAACAAUGAAAAACGAUGUCAUGCUUCUGAAGCUAUCCCCCCCUGCAGUCCUGGGAGAUACCAUUAAGACCAUCCCUUUUGCUAAGGAAUGCGCACCCACUGGGACAAAGUGUGUGGUGUCUGGCUGGGGCACUACUACUUUCCCCGAAGGUAAGAGGAAAGGCCAGAGGGUCAAGGUUCCACGUGCAAUGACCACUUUUGGGAUAAGCUGCAAGAAGUUUAGCUUGCAACGUCCAUCAACAGGCAAGGGUUUCACAAGACCUCCUGCAAACUAAGGCUAGAUUCAAGUACUUGAGGGGCCUGGUGCAGUUCCUACAAAGGAAAGCAUGAAAUAAGGUGAUGUAAAUGAUGUAAGCUUUUGCAGACUACCUUAACCGAAACCAAAAACACCUAAAUCCUGAGCACCUGCAGUUUCACAACCCUGAGCAAACUACUAAAAAAAAUGGGGGGCGGGGCGUAAGCUUGAGAAACAAAAAGACAGUACAGUGGUACCUCAAGUUAAGUACUUAAUUCGUUCCGGAGGUCUGUUCUUAACCUGAAACUGUUCUUAACCUGAAGCACCACUUUAGCUAAUGGGGCCUCCCACUGCUGCCGCGCCACUGGAGCAUGAUUUCUGUUCUCAUCCUGAAGCAAAGUUCUUAACCCGAGGUAAUAUUUCUGGGUUAGCGGAGUCUGUAACCUGAAGCGUAUGUAACCUGAAGCGUAUGUAGCCCGAGGUACCACUGUAACAAUUAACUGCACCGCUAUUCAAAAUCCAGUUAAAACGAUCCAGUUUAACUAACUCAACAAAAUGGAUGAACUUGAUUCAGCAUUUUGAAGUCUGAUAGCCCUUUACACUCCAAUGCCUCCUUGCCUCUUAGCAAGGUAAUCCCACCGCCCCCCAGUACUGCCUACUUUAGGAACCACUAGAUUAGGUGAUUUAUGGGCCUAAGUAUAAGGGCAGCUGCCUCUGUCCAUACUGUGUUUCCAGUUGUGGGAUGGGGAAUUGCAUCUACUAGCCAGUAGUCCUUUAAGCAGAGUUUGGAUGGCCAUCUGUCAUGGAUGCUUUAGCUGAGAUUCUUACAUUGCAAGGAGUUGGAGAAGAUGGCCCGCAGGGUCCCUUCCAACUCUACAGUUCUAUGAUCCUAUGAGUGGGACAUCUCAUUCUGCUCCAAGCAAGCCCUCACCUACCUCUCGCCUUACUGAAGGAGCGUCUCCACCCCUAUCGUUCUACCCGGACGCUGAGGUCCAGCGCCGAGGGCCUUCUGGCAGUUCCCUCACUGUGAGAAGCUAAGUUGCAGGGAACCAGGCAGAGGGCCUUCUUGGUAGUGGCGCCCUCCCUGUGGAACGCCCUCCCACCAGAUGUCAAAGAGAACAACAACUACCAGAUAUCUGAAGGCAGCCCUGUUUAGGGAAGCUUUUAAUGUUUGAUGUAUUACAGUACUUUAAUAUUUUUUUUGGAAGCUGCCCAGAGUGGCUGGGGAAGCCCAGCCAGAUGGGCGGGGUAUAAAUAAUAAUAAUUAUUAUUAUAAAUAAAUUAUUAUUACUUACGACGAAUCCUGGGGGUGGCCCUGGCUGUUGGCUUCCUCCUCUGAGUCUCAGUGUUGCCCCUUGCAGAACUCAAUAGAGAGGAAUAUGGGGGCAAAGUUGGUCUUCCUGCCUUCCACCUUAUGGUUGCAAUGGACACCAACCACCACAGCUUCUGGCAUUUGUGAGGGAGGAACCUGAAGCUAAAAUAGUUAAGCAGCAACUCCCAAACAGCCAGUGUCGCACACUGACCCAAGCUUUCAUUUUGCAGUAAAUUAUGCCAAUGUCCUGCAAUGUUUGGACACAGAGAUCCUGUCAAAAUACAUAUGCAAGUCUAGGUACGGAAGCUACUUUGCAGACAACAAGAUUUGCUCAGGAAAAAUGGAAGGAGGCAAAGACUCGUGCCAGGUGAGCAACAAACACUUGGUGACUAUGGGUCAGAGGCAGAGUGCAUUGUAUCACAAUCCAACUUUCCUGUGACUUAGCCUGCAAUCUGAACUACGCCAUUCAUAUAUAACUUAUACACCACAUAAAAUAACCAAAAAAUAAAUAAAUAAGCAAGUCACACAAAUUGCAACAAUAAAGGCACAAGCAAAAAGUCAGCGCAUAGUAUCAGGAUGCAAGAAUCCAGUAAAACGUCAUUCAUGUCUACUCAGAAGUCGGCCCUAUUUAAUUUAGUGCAGCAUAUAUAUUUCCAGGUAAAUGGGGUUAGGAUUGUAGUCCAAGUCCAAUUUUGGUCAGUGGAACUUCUAAGUAGGGAUGGAAUAGAAUCAGAAUCAUUUGAUUCAGUUCACUUCUAAAUAUAAACCUGCCUAAUAUGUAUGUUCUGAAACAAUAUUUGAUUUGAAACACACAAUUCCUCUGAUAUUUGCGCUUCUCAGAGUUUUGCAGUGCAGUUCUCCAGCUAUGGAAUAUGUACAAAAAUGCAUAUACUAGGAUAAAGUGUGUGUAAUGAUAAAAGAACAUGCACAAAUGCAUUAUGUUAGGGAAAUUGCUUUGCAAAAAUACUAAGCAAAAUCACAUAUAAAAAUGUGUAUAAUAGAAGUUUGCAUUAAAAGGCUGAUGAAUUUUCAUGAGUUAAAAAAAACAAACACCCCAAACUGAUGUGGAAAAGUAGAAAACUGAACUUGCAGACUGGGAAAUGAGAAACCAAAACUGACAGAGUCACAUAUCCUUACUUAUGAGUAGACAUGGUUAGGAUUUCUCCAAUGUCAGUAGCAAGCAGACUUCUAUUUUUAUUUUAUUUUUCCUUCUUAUUACUUGAGAUCCAUCUGUAGAAGGGAAACAAGUAUUUACAAUAAAAGAAUUUUGAGCCCAGGAAUUUGUUUAUAAAGUACCAAAACUAGACUGAGCUCAUAGUUCUUCCAUACAGUAAUAUAUUUCUGCAUAUCCCUUUCUUCCCUUUCAGCAGUACAUUUUUUAGGGUUGUUUUGUUGCCACCAUUGUUGGGAGUAAGAAAUCCUUGCCAAUCUACUUCAGAUCAUCCAGAAAUCUACCAGCACAGCCCAGUCUAACUUCUGCCUACUCCUUGUCUAAAUCUUCCUAAUUAAAAGGAAAAAAGAAGAAAGGAAGUGAGCAGAAACAGAAGGGCAUUAAGAUAUUGGUGGGGCAUGGGGGGUGGGGGGAGAGACACCAAACUACCCAAGGAAGCAAGUAUUAAGCAAGAAGAGCCAUAAACCUAAAGAAAGCCAUACCUGCUUCAAUAUGAAACCCUCUAUUUCUGUACCUUUUAGAUUCAAUGUUCAGCUUGAGCAGGGAUGUGGAAUCUAUAGCCCUCCAGAUUUUGCUAGACGAAAGCUCUCAUCAUCCCCGACCACUGGCCAUGCUGCCUGGGGCUGAUGAAAGUUGGAGAAUCUCCGGAGGACCACAGAUCCCAGCCCCUGAACUAGAGAAGUCUCACCACACCAAAGAGUUCUCCUGCUCUCUGACCCCUUUCCUCUUGUUGAAUUUACAGGGAGAUUCUGGGAGCCCCUUGAUUUGCAAUGGGGUCCUUCACGGUUUGGUGUCAUCGGGAGCUGUGAAGUGUGCGUCCAAGAAAAACCCUGCUGUUUUCAUGGAGAUCUGCAAAUUUCGGAAGUGGAUCGAGGAAACCAUGGCUGAAAAUGACACAAAAGCACCAGCCCAGGGCUGAUAUCCCUCAAUAAAAAGCCUGGCGCAAA